Molecule: messenger RNA, 2485 nt
Organism: Schistocerca serialis cubense
Lineage: Eukaryota; Metazoa; Arthropoda; Insecta; Orthoptera; Acrididae
Product: malate synthase-like
Exons: 9
Coding region: 1-1653 (550 amino acids)
Biological process (GO): glyoxylate cycle
Cellular component (GO): cytoplasm
Molecular function (GO): malate synthase activity
Source: RefSeq, a predicted model, not a curated record
AUGAGCGACGCCGGCAACUUUGCGGACCCGUUAAUGUCCCCUACCGACACACCAGAGGGUGUUGGCUGUCUGAAAGAGGCCACAGUGGAGAAGGCCCACCGCCGGAGGCAGUGCUCUCCUCCCACGGGUGUUUUUCGCGAAUCGGCGAGCGGUGGCGGCCCGGGCCGCGCCGUGGUGGGGGCGGGCGCGCUGCUCUACCGGCGGCGGGCGCAGAGUAAGUGCGAGUUCGCCGACGGCCGGCGGCUCCCAGCAUUCCGCCACGGGGACAACAGUGCCGCGUCCGGCGACUGGAGGGUAGCGCCGGUGCCCAGCAGGCUGACCAACCGUCGCGUCGACCUGGGCGAUGUCAGCCCUGCAGACAUCGACCACUUCAGGGCCGCUCUGAAAGCCGACGUACAGGGCAUCCAGGUUGACUUCGACGACGGGCACUGUCCCACGUGGGGCAACCAGCUGGCCGGCCUCUUGGCUGUGUACCGCGCCGUGCACGGUACGCUGGAGGGCGCACCUCCCAUUACCGAGUGCCCCGUGCUGAUGCUGCGGCCCAGGGCUUGGAACAUGUCAGAGCGCAACCUGCUGGUAGAUGGCAAAGAGGUGCCGGGGGCUGUUUUCGAUUUCGCUCUCUUGAUGUUUCACUGCGGUCACAUCCUCGCUGCUAAUCAGAGUGGACCAUUCUUCUAUCUGUCAAAAGUUGAAGGCGCUUUCGAAGCGCGGCUCUGGAACGAAAUAUUUGUAUGGGCCCAGGAUGCUCUGCGAAUACCACGAGGUACCAUUAAAGCAUGUGUCUUAAUAGAAAAUAUUCUGUCGUCUUUUGAGAUGGAAGUAAUACUUUAUGAGUUGAGAGAGCAUUCUCUAGGGCUGAAUUGCGGAAUAUGGGACUACGCUGCUUCAAUUAUAGCGAAAUUCGGUGAUCGCAAGGAGUUCGUCCUGCCUGACCGUAACAAGUAUGUGAACAUGGAGAAACACUUCCUGGUGUCCUACAUGCGACUCGUGGUGCAGACCUGCCACAGAAGAGGCGCACACGCCACGGGAGGCAUGGCGGCGUUCGUAGUUGAAGGCGACGGCAGCAAAGAGAAGCUCAUAGUGGACAAAGUUUGUCAAGCGAAACUGCAGGAGAUUCAACAUGGUGUAGACGGCUUCAUGGUGUAUGAUUUGCGGUUGGUUCCCCACGUAAAUCAGCUGUGGGAGUGCGCCGCUGCCGACGUCAACCAAUUGUCGGUGAUUCACCCAGCGCUGGUGGUAUCUCGCGAGGACCUGCUGCAGAUGCCAGCCGGAGGGGUGACAGAAGAGGGCCUGCGCCACAACAUCGCCGUCGCCGUGCUCUUCGUCUUUCACUGGUUCAAAGGCAGAGGUCACUUCUUCUACAGGGGCUGCGUCGAGGACUCUGCCACCGCAGAAAUCUCUAGGUCGCAAGUCUGGCAGUGGAUACGACAUCAGGUCUGCAUGGAGAAGACGAACGUAAUGGUGACUAAGCAUCUAGUGAAGCAGCUGACAACGGAAUUCGUACAGCAGCACCCGUUCUGCAAGGCGGAUGUCACAAAGAUGCAAGCUGCUGCGGAAGUCUUUAUGGACAUUGUAACCAGACGAGAGUUCCCGGAUUUCAUUACUACUUACCUGAACCAAUGUCCUAUUUUCUGGCACUUUCAGAGAGUGUGAAUCUUCUGGCAAUACACUUCACAAGUGGCAGUUACGACAUAAAAGAGCAGAAACGUUGCAUUCUUAAUUACUCUCAUUCUCUAGAGAGCAUUUUAGAAUGUCAUUAAGCCCUAGCGAGGCUAUGGAAAAGCGACAGGGUAAACCUGCUGUGGGUCUCUGGUCACUUAGGAAUUAGUGGCAAUGAACAAGCUGAUAAUAUUCUCGAGGGCUUCGGUAAAUGGCUACUAACAUUCUGGGGUCGGAAUUUUUCAUGUCUAACGCGUACUAUACAGAGGUGGAUCAUAGUAACACUGUAAAACAGAUCACAGAGUGAGAUGAUUGGGAAUUUAACAUAUUGAACUUACAAUCGAGAGAAACGAGAUACAGAUUCCUGCCCGACCAUAACUCGUUUUUCCAGAGCGCCUACAAACCGGUUAAUGCGAAAGCCAAUGUGUUUCCUUUGAAACGCGGCAAAUUUCCUUCUCAGUUUGUACCUAACCCAAGAUUAUGCUCUGUAUCUGAUGAACUCGUCGCUUUCCUUCCUUUGUCAUUUUCAGAAAUUUUCAAAGGGAGUGGUCUCCAAUCCAGAUGCCAAAGUUGUCUAUGCUCUGGAACUUCAAUUGAAAUAUUAGAACGCGCCUGCCUAACAGAUUCAAAGGUGUGGUCUCCAAUUCCUUAUCAACCUCCAUGGAAACUCUUCCAGGUAGCUAUAGGUACUGCACCUCUUGAGAAAAGGAUGUAAAGGAUAGUGGGUGCAACAAAGCCUGAGGUUGGAUUCUGAAAGGAAUCUUACACUUGGUGGCGAACUGUAUCCUGAUGGGUACCAUAGCAGCUGGUUAUUAAAGUUCUGUAG